UCUCAACCGCGGAACAAUUGUUGGCCAAACACGUGUUUCACUGGGACAAUAGCGAGUGGUGCACACUUCCUUCGCUUAGCCACAGAACAACAAAAAAGUCCCAUUUGAGAGUUGUUGGUGUAACAAUAGGAAGAAUAUAUUCCACCCCUCUCUUCUACACGCGGCUUAUGAGAAGGAAGAACAAGGAAAGGAUAUUGCGCGUAAAAGUAAAGCGAACUAAUCACAGCUAUGUAGUCCUGGUCACCGUUGACGUGAGGUGGGACUAUUUUGGAGGUGCACGUCAAGGUUGGCUGAAGAACGUCCUCUUAAGCAUUGGGAGGAUCCACAGCUGCCCCACAUUAAAGAGGAAGAGUAGGAUCUCUGGGUUACUCAGGAGGAAGAGUUUGUUCCAGGGCAGGAGGAGGCGGAUCUCGGCAAGUUUCCACUGACUGUUGUCUCUGUGAAGACUGAAGAGCAUGAAGACAAACCACCUGAGUCCUCACAGCUUCAUCACAGUCCAAACGUCUAUGAAAAAUAUCGUCCACCUGGGCAGCAGGACGGGUCAACUAGUAUGGAGCAGAAAAGGUCACAGCACCUCCACGUGAAAGAAGAGGAGCCACAGCCCCCCCACUUUAAAGAUGAAGAAAAACAGCGGCUGUCACCCCACUUCAUAGAGGAAGACAAGAGACGCCUCAUUAGUGUGAAGAGUGAAGAUGAUGAGGUCAAAGAUGAGAGUGAACAGAAGUGGAGCUUCAGGAUGCGGACAAAGGAGCCACAGCCCUCCCACAUUAAGAAGGAAAAGGAAUACCUACUGACACACCAUUUUAAAGAGGAAGCGGUGGAUCCACAGAGCCCUCACAUUAAGGAGGAAGAGGGGGAUCCACUGACCCCUCACAUUAAAGAGGAAGAGGAGGAACACAGCAUCAGUCUGGAGGUAGAGCAUCUUGAAGAACUGGAGCAGGUUGAUUUCACCAAGAUGCCAGUGACUGGUGUCCCUGUGAAGAGUGAAGAUGAUGAGGUCAAAGGUGAAAGUGAGGAGAAGAGAGAGGCGGAGCCUCCAAGCAGCAGCUCAACACAACACAUGACAACAGAAGCUGAUGGAGACCACUGUGGAGGAUCACAAGGGGACAAGCUCUUAGCACCAUUAUCAGAUAGUGAGGACACAACGUCACACUCUCCUGACACUGAUGAUGAAGACUCUAAAGAUGAUAAGACAUGUCACACUGACAACACUCACCUCAAAUGUUCUCUCUGUGGCAAAACUUUUAAAUCUCCUAGUAAAUUGAAAAGACACAUGAGAACACACACUGGAGAAAAACCUUUUUCAUGUUCAAUAUGCGGUAAAGAUUUUAGUCAUAGGCACAAUUUGAAAGAACACAUGAGAAUACACACUGGGGAAAAACCUUUUUCUUGUUCAAUCUGCGGUAAAGAUUUUACUCAAAGACAAAAUUUGAAAGCACACAUGAGAACACACAAUGGAGAAAAACCUUUUUCAUGUUCAAUCUGUGGUAAAGAUUUUACCCGAAGGGACCAUUGCAAAACACACAUGAGAAUACACACUGGAGAAAAACCUUUUUCCUGCUCAGAAUGUGGUAAACGUUUUGUAAUAAAUCGAAAGUUAAAAGUACACAUGAGAAUACACACUGGUGAAAAACCUUUUUCCUGCUCAAAAUGCGGUAAAAGUUUUGCCAUAAAUCAAAGUUUAAAAAGACACAUGAGAACACACACUGGUGAAAAACCUUUUUCAUGUUCAAUCUGCGGUAACGAUUUUACUGUAAGGCCUCAUUUUAAAUCACACAUGAGAACGCACUCCGGUGAAAAACUAUACUCCUGCUCAAGCUGCAACAAAAGCUCUCAUUACCUAAACAGUCUUAAAGUACACAUGAGAAGACACACAGGAGAAAAAGUGUUGAGUUGCAGUGUGUGUGGUGAAAGAUUCUCUUAUAAGUACCAGUGCAAGAAACACAAGUGUGCUGGUGAGAACAGCAGGAGCAAAUGAAACUGCAGGAUUUGAAAUAAACUGUCAAUACUUUAAUUUAGACUUUCUAACAACAUCAGCAAAUAUAACAUGUGUGACAUCAUUGUUGUGUGUGUUUGAUUCUAACAUUUAUAUAUUAGACACUUCAGAUUAGUGCUAUUAUUUCAGUCAAGUACAUGAGUUAAUAUACACAUUUGUGUACUUUAAAAUGAACAGAACAAUUUGACUAAAAGGGUGAGAAUAAACAGUACAUAAAAUAUGUUAUAUACAAUGAACAUUUAAUGUGUAGAUAUUCAUAAUUCACUUUUAUACUUAUUCAUAAUAUUGUUUUAUAUAUGUUUUUGAAAUAAUGACGUGUUACAUAUUUAAUUUUCUAAGUGUAGAUAAUUCAAUUGAUGACCUCCUUUAUAUGAUAUACAUAUUUGUUUCACAUGAGUUCAUACCUUUGAUUUUGAGUACACAUAAAUCCUUCUUAGUUCAUAUGUACUGGUUCACAUUUGAAACAUCUUCUGGACCUCUUCUGGAAGCAUAUUAUUUACUUUAUACAUCUUUUGAGCAGUUGCAUGUAUACAAGAUCAUUUUCUCACAAAAUGUGUGACUUUAUGAAUCAUUUGUUGGUUGUCUAUAAUCUAUUCUAUUAAUCAUCUUUAUUACUUUCUUGUGUAAUAUAAAUAUUGUGGUGUGAUUGUUUUAUAUGUAUGUCCCCAGACCUUUAUGCAAUAAACAAUGUAUGCUUCAA
Nerophis ophidion (straightnose pipefish) is the source of this 2696-nucleotide messenger RNA. Its product is annotated as gastrula zinc finger protein XlCGF57.1-like. Lineage: Eukaryota; Metazoa; Chordata; Actinopteri; Syngnathiformes; Syngnathidae. Gene Ontology annotation, biological process: regulation of transcription by RNA polymerase II. The coding region runs from base 551 to 1978 and encodes 475 amino acids. The transcript is spliced from 4 exons. The record is from RefSeq and is a predicted model, not a curated record. Gene Ontology annotation, molecular function: RNA polymerase II cis-regulatory region sequence-specific DNA binding; DNA-binding transcription factor activity, RNA polymerase II-specific. Gene Ontology annotation, cellular component: nucleus.